UAGUCAUGUGACUGUUUCACCUGUUUCGCCAACCUGUUUAUCCCAUCCGACGCCUGAAUCUCAGUUUUGUUUCGAUACUUUCAAAUUUACACACUUUUAGUUUCAUUUUAUUCAGCAGAACUGGGUAGAAACAGAAGCUUUAAAGUUUAUUGUUGUGUAGGGAGUUUAGGCUGUUUUUAUUUAUUUUUCUUUAAUUUUUUUUUGGCCGGUGUGUUUCCAACGGACUUCGACCUCGCCUUGUCAGCUUGCGGCCUACCUGAGACAAACAAGGAAGUUGAGACGGUUGGACCUUGCCGUCGCGGUCCGCAAAUAAAUGACGCCUCACGCGCGCGGCCGCCGACCCUGAAAGGCGAUUAAACUCUGAUUUUGAUCCGCUGACACUCGCCCCGAGACGCUCCUUCGUCUUUUUGUGGACCGGAUAAAGUCGCCGCCACCGGGUUAAGUCUCAUCCGUGCUUCUCAGAUGAGCGUCUCCGUGGCCGACAUGGACGCGUCACUGGAGAACACAUCCAUCGUCCACCUGAGCGCCCCCAUCCUCCCGGACAGGACGGACGUAUCCAACAUGACCAUCAUUCGCAUGGCCAAUGGCACCAUCCUGGAAGAUCAGCUUUUUCUCAACACCAUGACCGCCCGAGCACUCUCCGGCAUCUUUGUGUGGUCUGCCCUGCUCAUCACGUGCCACCAGAUCUACACACACCUGCGCUCCUACACAGUGCCAAAUGAGCAGCGCUACAUUAUCCGCAUCCUCCUCAUCGUGCCCAUCUACGCCUUCGACUCCUGGCUCAGCCUGCUCUUCAUCAACAACAACCAGUACUACGUGUACUUUGACUCGGUUCGGGAUUGCUACGAAGCAUUUGUAAUUUAUAAUUUCCUGAGUCUGUCCUUUGAAUACCUUGGAGGGGAGAGCGCAAUCAUGUCCGAGAUUCGAGGGAAGCCGAUACAGUCGAGCUGCCUUUAUGGCACCUGCUGCUUGGGUGGCAUGAGCUACUCCAUCGGAUUUUUAAGAUUUUGCAAACAGGCAACGCUUCAGUUCUGCAUCGUCAAACCCAUCAUGGCCGCCAUCACCAUUAUCCUACAGGCCUAUGGCAAAUACCACGAUGGGGAUUUUAACGUCAACGGGGGCUACUUGUAUAUCACCAUCAUCUACAACUUCUCCGUCAGCCUGUCGCUCUACGCCCUCUUCCUCUUCUUCUUCGCCACCAGCGACCUGCUCAGGCCGUACGAGCCCGUCCUCAAGUUCCUCACCAUCAAGUCGGUCAUCUUCUUGUCCUUCUGGCAAGGCAUGGUCCUCGCCAUCUUGGAACGCUGCGGCGUCAUUCCCAACGCGCUCUACAUCGACGGGGAAGAGGUCGGCGCCGGCACGGUGGCGGCCGGCUGGCAGAACUUCAUCAUCUGCAUGGAGAUGUUCUUCGCCGCCAUCGCCCUGCGCUACGCCUUCACCUGCACCGUCUACCAGGAGAAGAAGAACGACGUGCCACAGAGCAUCCAGUCUAUGCAGAGCAUCUCCAGCGGUCUGAAGGAGACCAUCAACCCGGGCGACAUGGUGCAAGACGCCAUUCACAACUUCUCGCCGGCCUACCAGCAGUACACGCAGCAGUCCACGCAGGAGGUGGUUCCGCCGGGCCCCAACACCAAAGUCGCCGCCACCGCCGGCAAGGGCUCACGCAAGUCGGACAAAGUCAUGCUGAUCAUGUCUGACGACGACUUGUAAGCCGCAGCAUCCAGGUGGGUGCGUCCUCGUCGCUGUUUUACCUCAACCGGAUUAGUUUUCCUCGACACAAUGUUGAGCAAUGACUGCUUUUGUUCUACUGAACUUUAAUGAAUAGCACAGCAGCCAGAUGUUUUGCCUUUCUUGGCCUUAUAACAAACACACCAUUGUGAUAUCGGAUGUGACUGGAGAAGGACUGUGACAAUGGUCGACACCGCCACCUAUUGGAUUGCAGUUGCCACUUGUUUGAGUCAAGAAAAAUGCAAGUUCCCGGUUUGGUUUUGGAGCAGGUACUUCAAACUGCAAAAUAGAUCACUGCAGAGUCUUUUGUAUGUGUUGCAUGCGUGGAGCUCCUCCAAAAUGGGAGUCUUAUGAAACUGUGCAACUAGAAAGCAGGUUUUGUAGCAUCUGCACUCUUGUGAAUAUAUUUGGCAAAGCCUUUUUCUAUCAGGGUGACUAUUUAUAAUUCUAUACAUUCUCUAUUAAGAUAUUUUCAGUUUUGAUUAUAAUUCUACUAUACAGGCGCAUCUAAAAAAAUAAUAAUGAGAUUGUGGAAAAUGUAAGUUAUUUCAGUGGUUUAUUU
Molecule: messenger RNA, 2290 nt
Organism: Syngnathus acus (greater pipefish)
Lineage: Eukaryota; Metazoa; Chordata; Actinopteri; Syngnathiformes; Syngnathidae
Gene: tmem184a
Product: transmembrane protein 184a
Exons: 9
Coding region: 463-1710 (415 amino acids)
Biological process (GO): transport
Cellular component (GO): early endosome membrane
Molecular function (GO): transporter activity
Source: RefSeq, a predicted model, not a curated record